AUGGCUCCUCCCAAGAAGGCUCUCAGAGCAGACGCGCCGUGGCGCGCCAAGGGCACGGGGGUGGCUCUUAUUGGCGGGCCGGCGCUGGCAACAGUGCGACGGGGACCAGAGUUUGACUAUGCCAUGAGCAUCAUGCGGCAUCCGGACCCCAUAGGCAUGGGGUUGGCGCAGGAGGCAGGGGUGGAGGCGGCAGGGGAGGAUUGUCUGGUGCCGGGGCUCAAGCGGCCCGUCAUUGUCAUGGGUGUGCAGGUGUGGCCGCUGGAGAUCAACAGCCCACUCUCCUGGAAGGCCAUUGAGCCCAUGGCCCGAGAGCUCAAAACCGUGUCCAAGCUUGCCGAGAAAGCCAUAGACCUCAUGAAUGCCCCUCUUGGCCGCUGA
Messenger RNA from Closterium sp. Naga37s-1, 378 nucleotides. The record is from the annotation of a GenBank genome assembly. NCBI's taxonomy places the organism in Eukaryota, Viridiplantae, Streptophyta, Zygnematophyceae, Desmidiales, Closteriaceae.